This is a messenger RNA of Sabethes cyaneus, 916 nucleotides long. It is a transcript of the gene U2A, whose product is annotated as probable U2 small nuclear ribonucleoprotein A'. Gene Ontology annotation, biological process: mRNA splicing, via spliceosome. Gene Ontology annotation, molecular function: protein binding; U2 snRNA binding. Bases 102 to 827 code for a protein of 241 amino acids. The transcript is spliced from 4 exons. Gene Ontology annotation, cellular component: U2 snRNP. The record is from RefSeq and is a predicted model, not a curated record. Lineage: Eukaryota; Metazoa; Arthropoda; Insecta; Diptera; Culicidae.
AAUUUAAUUUGGAAAACACUCGUUUGCUCAUUGCUUACUAUUGAAUUAUUCUAGUUUUUAACCUUAUUUUGUAGUACAAAAGUUAGUAUUUGCAAAUCAAAAUGGUGAAGUUAACGCCCGACCUGAUCAACCAGUCAAUGCAAUACAUGAAUCCGUGCAGGGAUCGUGAGCUAGAUCUUCGAGGUUACAAGAUUCCUCAGAUCGAAAAUAUGGGAGCCACCCUGGAUCAGUUCGAUACCAUCGAUUUCUCCGAUAAUGACAUUCGUAAAUUGGAUGGGUUUCCGCAUUUACCUCGCUUGAAGUGCCUCCUAAUGAAUAACAAUCGGAUAGUAAGAAUCGGCGAAACGUUGAAUGAAUCAUUGCCGAAUCUGGAGAGCGUAGUUCUUACUGGCAAUAACAUUCAGGAGCUCGGUGAUUUGGAACCGCUGACAAAGCUUCCGAAGCUGGAAUCGCUUUCACUGCUGACAAAUCCGGUUUCGACCAAGCAGCACUACCGCGAGUACGUUGCGUUUCGGUUUCCCAACCUGCGCCUGCUGGACUUCCGAAAGAUCAAGCAGAAAGACCGGGAAGAGGCAAAAGAGUUGUUCAAGAGCAAAAAGGGCAAAGAGCUGCACCGGGAGAUUAUGCGCAAGGCGAAGCUUGCGAUGCCGGUUGCGGAUAAGCCGGCCGUUCAGAACGCUACCCCGGCGGACAUCCAGCGCAUUCGGGAAGCGAUCAAGCGGGCCACCAAUCUGCACGACGUCGAGCGGCUCACCCGGAUGCUGCAGUCCGGCCAGAUAAGCGGCGAUUUUCUGUUCAACGGUAAUGGAAAUAUGGAAACUGAUUAAACUUGGUAUGUUUAUGAAGUUUGAUAAAUUUGCAUUUAAGAUAAUAACAGAUACUUACACAAUCUAACUGCUGCUAUGUUUGUCAAAAG